Vollenhovia emeryi is the source of this 1916-nucleotide messenger RNA. RefSeq lists its product as uncharacterized. The record is from RefSeq and is a predicted model, not a curated record. The transcript is spliced from 4 exons. Lineage: Eukaryota; Metazoa; Arthropoda; Insecta; Hymenoptera; Formicidae. The coding region runs from base 296 to 1660 and encodes 454 amino acids.
UAUUUCGGGCUCUGACACAUGUGAACCGAGCGUGCUUAUAUCGACCUCUCGCUUUCCCUCGCUCACUUCGCCGGCCGUCCUUCCUUAACGCGCGACCAAGUUUCGCUGACGAGUAUAACCGGUGACUUAAGUCGGCUCGCAGUCACCGUCAGCCUUGCGACUCAAAAACCACUUAGGACACUCGGCGAGUUAGAUUAGAAGUUACAUCCGAGAUUCGUGCGGGUGAUCUCGAUUAAUUAGUACGUAGCCGAAGACAGUGCUGUGCGAUUAAGCGGCGUUAAAGUUUGGUCGUAAAAUGGUAAAGACCAAGUCCGGGGAGCAGGAGGAGGGAGGAGGCAUAGGUUUCAAGGACAAGCAGAGAGCGUUGGACACGCUGAGGAUCCUGGACGGCCGCGAUAUCAGUUAUCAGUAUCGUGUAAUCACGAGCUUCGUCAGCCGCGCGAAGAGAACGCUCCAGAUCACGCGGGACGCGGAGAAACUGGCGAAUCUGCGCGACGCUCUCAAGAUCUUCGAGGACUGGCUGGCGGAUUAUAAAGAGAAUAACCGGGGGAAGGAGAACCUCGCGUAUCUGCCGAUCGAAACGAUCAGCGCCUUCCGCAGCCUCGCCAAGAGGCACGGCGUGUGGGACGACGGGUUCUUCAGGGCGUACGAGGACGAGAAGGGCGAUUACAAGAGCCUGCGCGACGUGAGAGUUCCCGACGGAGACACCACAUGGGACGUCGAGAGAAACAGGCGCCUGAAGGAGAUCAUCGGCAGGAUCAGGGACGAGCACGUUCAGUGGUACGAGACGGACGCGGGCGAUUUUCGGGGACUGCCGACGAAGGAGCACGCGCGAUGCAUCGCGCUCGGUUACAGUCCCGAUCCCGCGAAGCUGAAAAAGCUGGCGGCCCAGGCGCGCGAGAAACUCGGCGAAGACGAGGACGACAUGGACGUCGAUGAGGAAGAAAGGGCCGCUAAACGAGCUCGCGAUAGCUCGUCGAGCAGCGAUGGCGACAGCGAGUCCGAGAGGAAGCGCGCGAAACGUUCGUCGGUCGCCGAGGAGAAGAGGCAGAACGAAAAGACGGAGAGCACGCUGGGUUUCAAAGACCGGGAGAAAGCCCUGCAAAGUAUCAAAUCCUUGGAGGGUAGAGACGUGUCGUAUCAGUUCCACGCGAUCAGCGGGCUGGUGAAGCGAGCCGAGAGGGUGAUAUCGUGCACGAAGGACGAGCGGAAGAUCAACAACAUGCGGGAGGCCGUCGAGAUCUUCGAGAACUGGAUCACCGACUACAACGUGAACGGCCGAUCGAAAGAGAACUUCAAUUAUCUGACGAUCGACAUCGUGCGGGCCUUCGAACCUCUGGCCGAGCGAUACGGCGUCGAAGACAACGGCUUCCUCAAGGUCUACGAGGAGGUCGGCGGCGACUACAAGAAACUCAGGUCCGUCCGAUUUCCGGAGUCGAACGUUACGUGGGACGUGAAAAGGAACGAACGUCUGCGGGAGCUGGUGGAUCGCAUAAAGGAGAAACACGUUCAAAGGUUCGACACGGACGCCGAAUUCCGAGGUCUGCCCACCGCCGAGCACACCCGAUGUAUCAUGUGGGGCUUCAGCCACGACGUCGCCAAGCUGAAGAAGCUCCUGCCCGCGUUGAGCAAGAAACUCGAGACCGAAGCCGCAAACUAAUGUUGCGAUUCAAUAACUCUUGGAUUGCCGUUUAAAAACAGACGCGCUUCCGCGAUAACGCGUGCGCGUGCGUAACUAAAGCGAGGGGAAGGAUAAAGAGAGACCGCUUCGCUGCGUGUUAUUAUAUUUUAUUCUGCGUUAUAUUGUAUAUACAUAUAUAUACAUACAUACAUACAUAUUUUUACAUGUUACGUUUUACUAUGAAAAAUGUUUUCUAUCAUACAAGCGUAGGAGAAAUAAAAACGAGCAUGGAGCA